Molecule: messenger RNA, 13708 nt
Organism: Cinara cedri
Lineage: Eukaryota; Metazoa; Arthropoda; Insecta; Hemiptera; Aphididae
Source: the annotation of a GenBank genome assembly
CUUCAUUUAAUUUCCUAAUCGUGUAUACUCGUAUUCAUAACUAAAUUUAUCGCAUAUUAACUGGCAAUCAAUUGUUUAGAACAAUAAAGGUAUAACUUAUAAUAUAAUAUAAUAAAGUCUUUUCAUCGGGUCUUCAAACAUGAACACCUGGUUGUACCUAAUAUUUGUGUAUUUCAUGUCAAUAACAUGUAAGUGACAUUUUUUGAAUAUAAGAAUUUUAUUGUACACAGAUAGCUGAUUAGUAUUAGACAGAUAUCUAAUAGCAAGGUGAUAUUAUAAUACGAUAGUAAUAGGAAUUGUUGAGGACACUUCUGUAGCGUCCAAACCAUACUUAGUGUGUAGAAGUUAAAAUAAGAUAAGUUUUUUUUUAAUCUCGAUUCCCUAGAAGAUUUUCAAAUGCCUUAUUUUAAGAUUAUCAUGCCUUCUUCUAUCAAUGAAAAAUAUGGUCUUAUUGUUUUGAAUUUAAGGCAUGGUAAAUUUGUGAAUUUUAUAUUUUACUACCUGUAUCGUCUAGCGUUGCCCGUGCUAAUCACACGUAUAAUAAAAUUUAGCUCAGUCCAAUCUACUGUAGGUCUACUACCUCUGCCGAUCAAAUCAAUUAUUUCAAUAAUUUCAAUACUUACAAUGGCCAAUGCAAUCUUUAUGAGAAAAACCGCAUAAAAAUUGGUCUAGUUGUUUCGAAGCUAAUCUAUGACAAAGAUUUCAAUUGUAUUUUUAUAUAUAUAUUUAUAAAAUCUAUAAAUAAUAUAUACAGAUAGAUACCAUAGAGACCACAAAAUCAACAAAAUAAUACUAAUUUUUACUUUGUUAACAAGGUGACUUAAUCAAUAAAAAUCAUAUCCCAAUACGCCAAAAUCCCUGUGACAGCUAUCUUGUAUGUGUCAAAUUUCAGAAAUUUCAAUAGCUCUAAACCUUCUCGAGACAACGCGGAAUCAAAUUAGGAAAAACUCCGUAAAAUCGAUCCAGUAGUUUUACAGCCAAUAAGGGACAUACAGACAGACAGAUAUUCACUUUUAUUCAAUUACAUCAUCGCUAUAUUGUCCCACACGCAGUACUUAAAUUUCUCACUAGCAAUGAAUUUCUUCUCCCCCCUCCGUUAGAAAACACUAAAUUAUACUUUUAAUACAGUGUUAAUCCAUCGAUAAUAAUGAUUAAUCGAUUAUUUUAAAAUUAAAUGACUAUCGAGUAUUACGAAUAACUAUAUCUUGCAGGCUUGGUUAGUAGUAACGAUUAUUUUGUUUAUGUACUUUUAUAAUGGAAUUUGAAUGUUUAAAUAAUUAUAUAAUCGAUUGAAAAACGUUUUUGAUAUAGGUAAUUCAUUCAAUCUACAAGUAAAAAAUGAAGGUUUGGAAGAAGCACCAAUCAAAGAUCUUACAGUACAAGAGCUAACAUCUGGAAACUACAGCGCACAGGAAACAGACUUAAAAGAUAAUAAAACAAAUACACCAAAACUUUUUUUUGAAAAAACAAAAUCAAUAUUGCAGCGUUUACCUGGCAUAGCUAAAGAAAUAGCCAAUGCCAUAAUCUCAGACAUAGUCACAGACGAAAGUCCAAAUCUACCCAAAGACCCACCCACAACCUGGCGAGUAUUGAGUAAUCUUAUUACCAAUCUGAAAAAAGUAAACGCAUUUCUUUAGUUAUGCAAUCAAUAAUAUUGUAAUUAAUUUAACAAUUUAACAAUUCAUUACACAGCAAAUACAGAACCUGAAAGGUAAUAUUUUAGUUAGUACACUAAAAUUAUUAUUAGUCUUAAUAACUAUCAAUUUUAAAAUAUUUACUGUAUAUUUUACCGAUAAAUAUUCAAUAAGAACACACUUAGGACAGGGAAAUCCGUGUACUAAUCUUAUUAAAUAUAUUAUGCAAACUUUUUACAAAUAAUUAGUAGAUAAUUAGUAAAUAAUAAGUUUAGUACACUUAUUAUUUUGAAAGUAUCUUUUCUUUCCGGAAUUUGUUUUAUAGAAUAUUUAAGUAACCAGAUUACCUACAAAUGUUUCGAGUAGAAGAUUCUGGUAUGUGUUGCUUCAAUGGUGUAGUCAAUUUGCCACCACUGGCUGAGCCACCGGAAAGACUCAAAUUAUUUGGCUGGAAAUAAUUGGGACUCUUAAUACUUUCUAGAGCAGUGGUUUUCAAACUUUUAUUAUACACUGCACACCGUACACUUCAAAAAAUGUUCACGGCACACUGACCUUUUUUAGAUGAACAAAAUUGUUUUGAAUUAAUUAUAAUUGUAAAUUCAUUUAUUUAGAAAUUUUUGAAUAAUGGACUAACAAAUAUAUAUUAAUUCUAAUUACAUUGUUUUAGUAAUUAAUUAAUUAUUAAAUUUAUUUACAAAAAAAAGCGUAAUUUAUACAUAGGUUCAUUUAAUGAAAAAUGUGUGCCUGAUGGGCGUUACAAAAAUUUUUAAUUCUCGUACGAAUAGUUGACAGACAUACCCGCAUUUCUUCCUCCGCUGAAUUAAAUUUUUCUCAUUUUUUAUUUUUUAUAUUCGCAAGCGCCGAAAAACAUUGUUCACAAAGAUAUGAGGUUAAGAACGGCAAAAGAAUAGUCAGUGCUUUUAUAGAUAUCUCUGGACAUUCUUCAGAAACAUAUAUUCAGAAUUUAUCGAGAGUGAUCUCUUUGAAUUUCAACUGCAAUGUUCGAUAAUUUUUAAUUGAACAGAGAUUUUCUUCUUUAAAACGUUUUAAAUCAAUCAAGUCACUAAUAGACACAUAAACAGAGUAUCGUACUCAGCCACGCUUUUUAGUAUUAACACUUGGAAAAUAUGUAUUUAUUUUUACUUCCAACAAUGCGAUUGAUUAGACUAUUAAUGACAAAAUGUUUUCAUCCGCAAUUAGCAAAGCAGUACAAGGAAACAUAAUUAGAUUACCUUGAUUAACUUUAGUUUUCCAUAAAUUAAAUUUUUCGAUGAAAGCCAUAAUUUUGUCUGACGAUGUUAGUAUAUUUUCCUCACGACCUUGCAUACUUGAAUUUCGUUUAUUGAGAUCCUCAAACAAAUCAGUUAAGAAGGAAAACUUUGUCUACCACUCUUCAUUCUCAAGAAAGUUGAAUUCAGAUUCUUUCAUAGUUAAAAAUACAAGUUACUCCUCUCUCAAAUUGUAAAAUCAUGAUAAAAUAUUUCCCCUUGAAAGCCAUCUUAGUGCACUAUAUAAAAUCAAUCUUGAAUAGUCUGCAUCCAUCUCUUCACAUAUUUUUUCGAAUAGUCUUGAUUUAAGAGUUCGACUCUUAAUAAAAUGUAUAACUUUUACAACAUGAUCAAGUAUAUUUUCUAAAUCACUUACUAAGGAUUUUGCCACUAGGGUCUCUCUAUGAAGGAAGCAACGGGUAAAAAUAAUUUUUGAAUUAUUUUUUUUGACUAAAAAAAAUGAAAACUUUAAUUGAGCCAGUCAUUGAAGGUAAUCUAUUUGUGCAUAUUCUAAUACAAUUUUUCUAUAAUAAUAAAUUUAUUGAUGAUAAAUCAUUGUCUAAAACUUUAAAAACAUCUUCACCUCUCGUUGUUUCGGGCAAUGUUUUACAACAAAAGAAGUUUUCGCUAAUAUCGUCAUCAACUACCAUACGUACAAAAACUAAAAGCUGUGAAUUUUCACUUAUAGAUACGCAAACAUAGGAGAAUCGCCUAACUUAUUUAAUACUUGUUGCUCAAUAUCUUCGGACAUGUCGUUUAUGCGCCUACUAAUUGUAUUAUCAGAUAAAAGAAUUUUCAUUAUUUCUUGUUCAGUUUCUAUUCCAAAAAAUAUUUUUACAAUUUCACGCAAGCGGGUAAAAUUAACUGUUCACUUUACAAUUUUUGUCAUAAAAACUUUUACUUUGUUGAGUUUUUGAUUUUAAUAAACGUUGAAAAUAUGUUAUAUUUUUGUCGAUCAAAUGUGAAUGCUUAAUGAACAAAUGACGUUUAAGUUUACUGGGCACCAUUGCUUCAAUUGAAAAUUUUUCACCAUAUACAACGCACCACGGACGAGGACCAUCUCUAUUACCAGUACAAGAAAAUCUCAUUUAUAAGUAAUCUUCGUGAUACUGGCGAAUAUUACUGUAUUUUGGUUUGUUUUUUUUUUUUGGUGGCUGACGCAUUAUUGGCAACAGAACGAGUAACUUUGUUAGUAAAUUUGUUCAUGAUUAUAAUUUAUAAUUUAUGUAUAUGUAAAUGUAUAUCACAAAUUUAUUUUUUUAAAUACUCGUAUGCUUUAACAAUUGAAUUAGGAGACAAAAUACUCUACGAUUACGGCGUAAACGUAUAAGUCGGUUGCGACGGAUAUACUGCCUGGGGUCUAAUAAUACUGGCAUACUGGUGUGCCGCGACACCCAUUUUGAAAACCACUAUUUUAGAGUAUUAUCCGAAAAUAAAACACAUUUUUUUUUAAAUGAUUACGUUUCCCACAAGGCAAUAAUAUACAAUGAUAUAUAAUAUCCAGCACUAGUAAAGCAAUAUCGGAUAGAAUUGUAAGAAUGUAGGAUCAAGGGCAUACUAAUUGAUAUGAGAUUUUCAAUAAAGUGCUAAUAUCGAUUACAAUUGGUAGAGUCAACGCUGGGUGGGACAACUGUAGGCCGUCAAUAAAACAUGAAAAGACCUAAGUAGUAUAAAAUAGGUUCUAAAUCAGGAUCAGGAUCAAGGACGAAGUACUAUACCUAAUACAUGGCCGCCCGAAUUGCCCACCACUUCUUAGAUCAUUUAGUUCACGCCCACUUUCGACAUUAUUACCACACUGUUAUCGUUCCGAGAAUCUAUUACGAAAAAAAAAAUAUAUAUAUAUAUGUAGUCAGAAGCAUACACACAGUGUGUUUCUUGCAUGUAAGGACCUGUAUGAAAAAAUGUAUUAUUUUCAGGUUUUUCUGUUAGAUCAUGCACAAAUUCCUUUUGCGAACGUAAAACGAUUUUUGUAGAUAUUGGAUCGAUAAAAAACCGAUCGUCAUUAGUGAUUUUACUACAAACCAGUGAACUCGUCUUUUCUAGUUUUCUCAUCGUUUUCGUUUUGUGUUAAAUUCUUGUAAUACAAUGUUUUUUUUUUUUUUCCGUUUAAAAAUGAAUACGUUCGAAUCUACGCCGGUUGCGGAAAAGUUUUUAAUACAAAAAAUAAUAUGACUCACUACGCUAAAUCGCACUACGGAGUAAAAUUUCAAUGUGCACUGUAUUCGAAAAUGUUUUCGCGUAAAGACAACCAUGAUAUCCAUGUUAAAUUUGUUCAUCACGACGGAAGAGUCGCUUUGCCGAUUAUUGUCCGCAAGCCGAUCCUUCGAAUAUAAUUCCGCAAGCUGACCUAUCGAAUGCCGGACCGUCCGACGCGAGACAAUACGCGACGACUAUUAUAUUCCGUAUAGGUAACAAAUCGCGUACGAGUAAUAUUAUUUUGUUAAAUUAUAAUAAUGAUGGUAUAACACAGACGGGGAAGAUAUAUUUCGUAUACGAAAUACUUGCUAUGUAUUGAAAUAUCAUCGUGAGAUAACAGUAGGUACAACGAUAUAUGUAUUAGGUAUAAUUGUGAUAACAGCAGAUAUAACCGUGAUAACGGUGUAGUAAUAAUGUCGGUGAUAACAGUGUGGUAAUAAUGUCGAAAGUGGGCGUGACCUAAAUGGUCUAAGAAGUGGUGGGCAAUUCGGGCGGCCAUGUAUUAGGUAUAGCACUUCGUCCUUCAUCUUGAUCCUGAUUUAGAACCGGCUAUUUUAUACUACUGACCUACUUCUUAAUUAUGUUUGGUGGUGCCAAAUUCAAUUUAUACUUAAAAUAUUAAAGUUAUAUCAAUAGAUUACUAAUCGUCAAUACCGUUGUAGUCAGGUCUAAAAAAACAUAAUAUAUGUACGAGUAUUAAAGGUAAAUUCUAAUAAUAGAAUAAAAAGUAAUUUUUUGUAAGCGAACGGUGUGUAUGUUUAAUACUAACAUUGUUAGGUCAACAAUGGGUCAGUCGAUAAACUGUACCAAAAUCAAUCAUUUUUUUUCCUGGAAGAUACAUCCUCUUUCAAUACACCUAUACGGAAAGUAUUAACUUUUUCCGGAAUUUGUUUUCUAGAAUAUUUUAGAAACAAGCUGCUCUAAAAUUGUAUAAUUAUGUUAUUUUUUCACCCUUAUUUCGGAGGAAAACCGUAGCCUUAUGUUCAAAAUUGUUUAAAGAUUCCUUUAUCUUAAGGGAGUAUAAUUUAAUUUUUUUUUUGUAUUUACUAUUCAUCAUGUACAAUAUAUAUAAAUCCAUAAAAAUAUUAGCAAAACAGAAGGAUUUCAUCGUGUGGCCACAGACAUUACGUUUGGGUCGUUCCCGAGAAAAAUUAAUUUAUUAAGGGAAUUCCCCUCCCCCAGUUAACUUUUAGUUUUCACCCGGAACACUCCUAUGCCUGUAGCAGAAAUGUUAGCAAUGUACUUUAAAAUCAAUACCCGUGUCAAAUAAACAGUAGUUCUUUUAAUGAUAAAGAUAAUAUGUAUAUGUGAUAAUAAGUUUGGUAUAUCAAGAAUAAUACGAUUGUGAUAAAUAAACAUAAAAUGUACUCAUAGCUGGAAAUAAUUUCCCCACUUAAUUCGUCAUAAUAGUUUCAGAAAUAUUGAAAGUAUUUUUAAAAAUAUUUAUAAACUCGUUAUUAUUAUUGUAUGAAUUAUAUACAAUAUUGUACAUAUUAUAAUGAUCUCAAAUAUAAUAGAUAUCUAUUGUCUCCGUCUUACAAACGGGAUACAUAGAGAAUUUGCGAUCAGUAGGACAUAUUUUGUGUCAUUAGUUUUAAUAUUAAAGCUCGAUAACCUAUUACCAAAAUUAAAGGUAAGAAGAUUAUAAAUGGCCCAGCGUUAUGUUUUUUUCGAAAUUAAAUUUUUAUGCAAAAUAUAAUAAUUAUUUUGGAAUUUUAAUAUUCAACAUACUCAUGUUUUAUUCAUUAAUAUAAAUAUCAAUAAAUCAUCUACCCUGGAGUACAUAUAAUUCUCUUACCUAAACGCGUUAUUUUUAAACAAAUUAUAUACAAUAUUGUACACAUUAUAACGAUCACAGAUAUAAUAUACCUAUUACAUAUGCAUAUUUUUUCAACAUACAAACCGCUGUUUGAGAAACCUUGACGAAAUAUAUUUUAGUUUUAAGUAGGACCGUAUUUAGGGGGCAGCAAAAAAAAAUAAAUAAUAAAUAAAUAUUGAGAUAUUUAAUACAAAAAAAAAUACAUCGCCGAUCACGGCGUCACGACACACACACAUACAUACACGGUGUUAUCUAAUUUUUCGAUUAGGAUUCUGAACCGCGGUAUAGUCAAAGCGGCUUCUUUUGUUAUCACAAUAGUGAUAAUAUGUAAUUUAUCAAUAAUAUGUUGUAAUUACUAAUUUAAUAAAUUUAGAUUUUGACUUUUGGAUAGUUACUAGUGACUUGUGACUUGUAAGUUGUGACAACAUACAUUCAAAAGAGGUUUAUACUCUAUUUAUAAGCAUAAGCAUAGUAUAAUAUAGUUUUGCACGAAUGCUUGUAGGCUACAAAGUACAAGCAAUAUAUUUUUAUGCUGCUUUGAAUGCGCUAUUUAGCUUUUCAAACUGCAAAAUAACGGGACAAAAUAGACUCAGUGGUGCUGCUUAUCGAAAAAAAUCUAAAGAAAAAAGUGAAAAGCUCACAAAUGUUAUCAUGAAAUCUGCAAAAAUGAAUAAUUAUUUAAAAAAAAACAGAUUUACCAGAUAUUAUAGCCUAUGUUUGUUUUUUACAUAGUUUAAUUAAUGUUAUAUAUUUAAUAAUUUUUUAGAAGACAACUCUAUAGACAACAUUGCAAGUAGUUCAAUAUCAAACAUUGUUCAAUACAGUGGAAAUACUUUGAAAGUAUAACUUUUGAAAAUAUAGAAUCAACUUGGAAUAGUUUGAAUUCUAAAGAGCACUAUACUGAAAAAAUGUGUGGCUUUUUGAUAUGUAGGCUACAGUUAACAAAAUUUAACACAAAUCUGAUUUUUUGUUUCAGAAUUUAUUAAAAUUGUAUUUGAAAAAUAUUAAGAAGACCAAAGUAUAAUAAAUUAUAACAGCCACCACAAGAAAAUGAAAAUUAAAUCUUUCAAAAUCAAAAAGACGUUAUCUGGGAAUUGCAAAAGGCAAAUGUCAGGAUUAUUUUUGAUAUUAUACAUCUAAUUUGUUUUAUAGUGUUCUAAAAAAUGGAGAAAAAGUAAAGAGACAUUUUCUUCUUUACUCUGAAAGUACAGGAACAGUAUAUUACGUUUCUUAUCGGCUAUUUGAUAGAGUGUCUAGUUUUUUUACUCAUGGAUUUUCUAAUUUUAAAAAUCUGGAGUUAAACUUUCUUCUUAUGACAACUAAAAUCAUCAUAGAUCUUGUGUUUUAAUAACAAAAGAUAGAAGUGAUAUUUUUAAAAAAAUUGGUACAAAAUUAUUAUUUCAAAUGGAUACAGAAAUUCAGUACUGGACAAAAGUGUUAACUAGAAUAGUUGCUGUUGUCAAAUCAUUGUUUUCAAGAAGAUUAUCAUUCAGAGAAGAUAAUGAAAUAUUUUGUUUAACACAUAAUGGUAAUUUUAUGAUGGGCAUUAAACUUAUUGCAGAGUUUGAUCCAUUUUUGACUCAGCAUAUAAAAACAUGCGGACAUUUAGGAAAAGGAUCAUAUCUAUCUUUCCACACUUAUGAACAAUUUAUUAUUGUUAUGGAAAAUCAAGUAACCGAUCAAAUAAUAAAAGAAGCUCACAAAACACGUUAUUUUUCAAUAGGUUUGGAUUUAACUCCAGAUAUUUCACAUAAAGAUCAACUCUCUUUUAUUUUACUUUAUGGAUCUGAAAAUGGAAUAUACCUAUUGUUUUUAAAUUAUAAUAAAUUUGUAUUUGGUACAAUGAGGCAUUUUUUUUUUGUUGCACCCUAGUGUCAUUUCCUAAAUACGUCCCUGGUUUUAAGUUUAGGUAGAGGGAGAGUAGUGCAAUAUUGUUUGUUUGUUGACACGGCGCCAGGCAUUUUACAAGAAAACCUAUUUUAUUUCAUAUACUAAGAAAAGCGAGGAAUUUAUAUUGGUUUCUCUAUGAUGUGUUUUUGUACAUGAACAAAAUUUCUACCAGUAACCUUGUAUCGAUUUUCAAGUGUAUAAUUUAUACAAAAGAAAAAAAUGUUGGUUCUUUGUUUUUCGUUGUAAUUUUCAUAAUUAUUAGGCAAAGUCCUAUUAGGAAAAAAACGAAGAAAAAUAUGGAAAGUUUACAGAAAUCAAAAGAUAAUCAAUUUUUACAGAAUACGGAUAUUGAAAUUUUUCGAAAACAAGAUUCGUUUUAAGUUUAACUUAAUAGUUAUAAAUAGUCGGACGUAAUGUAAGUUAUGUCAUUAAUUUUUAAGCGUUUUAGGAUAAAAUGUUGUUGAAAAAUGUAAAAAGGCUGUAUUUGAAAAUACGCAUAACCGAACAUUGCUCAGAUUAAUUUUCCUUUCGUUAAGGUUCCCUUCCAAUAUACCCUACCCUCCCUAGUAUGUUUUUUUUGCAUUACUUUGAAACGUUUAUUACAACGUAUUCGAUGAUUUAAACGGCAAUAUUAUUCGGUUGUUAAAUUAAAAAAUCAGUACUUAUCAUUUGUUUACUUCUUCUUUACGCACAGGGUGUUUCAAUAUAAUAUAUUGUAAAAUCAUUAACUUACUGGUAAUUAUUAUAUAUUCACUGUCUAUAUAUAAUGCUUUUUAAUAUAACUAUUUGUAUUUUUAGUAAGUUGUUCAUUAGAGCAAGGUGUGGAUUACUUUAGAAUCCAUGUUAAGUUUGACAGUAUAUUGUUUGGGACACAACGUUUUGAAUUUAAAGCUGCACGUGAAAGAAUAAGAACAAGGAAUGUGCCUAUUAUUGAAGAAGAUGAAACAAAUGAUGAGACGAACAAUGAAAAGUAAGUUUAUAGAAUAUGUAACCUAAUAUUAUGGAAAAUAUAAUACAUAAAUUAAAUAUUGUUAGAUUCUGAUCGUAGCGAGUGUGCUAUUAGUUUUACUAAGAUCAAAAUGAUGAGAUGAAUUAAUUUUAUUGUACGUUUUGUGGACGUUCUUAUCCCUAGUAGCAGCUUAUCUUUUUUAAGUUAUUUCACAUUAAAUAUGAUGGAUAUAAAAAUUGAUAUGCAAUACAAUAAACAAUAAUGCAAUUAAUUAAAUACUGACACAAAUGAAUUACAUAGUAGAAUAAUAUCAUUGAAAUAAAAUAUGUAAUAUAUAUAUAACUUACAAAAAAUGUAAACAAAUUACAUUACAGGUAUCUUUUAUCUAACAGGAAAAGUCAAAUGUAAAUAAAUUAUAGGUACUCAUUUGUAAACGGGAAAUGUUAUGAAUCUGUAUAUAUAAAUCAGUUAAAACAAAUUAGUGAUUUAUAACUCUUAAAAAGGCGAGUUUUGUAGCGCCUAACCCUUUCCAAUCACUGUUAAACUCCAAUUAAUAUUAUUUUUAUCAUCUGAUUCUAAAUGUAUUAAGAAAUUAAUGUCUCAUAACAUAAACUUAAUAUAUACUGUAACUUAUAAGUAUAAUAACGAAUAGCAUUAUUGUUAUCAUUAUUAUAAUGUGUACUUAGGUAUAUUAAAAUUCCAAUAUUACCGUUAGAGAAGAACGUAAUCCCAAUAACUACUGAAGAAGAAUUUAUAAGAGGUGCAUCUAAAACAUACCUUUUUCCAUAUCACGUACGUUUGUUUAUCUCAUAAGUAUAGGAAUAAUAAUGUUGUGAAUAAGUUACAAGUAUAGUUUUCAACAGGUGGUAAUAACGAUGUCGAAAUCAAAUAACAUCGAUAAAGAAGGCAAAUGGUGUCAAGGUGCGUUCAUCAAAUCAAACUGGAUAAUAACUUCUAGGUCUUGCAUUAAAGAGUAAUUAUUUUCUUUAAAUAGUAAUACUACAAAGCAGUUUAUUGUAUUUUAAUGUGUUUAAUAACAUUUUACAUUUCCACGAUAGUAGAAAUUAUUGCUUUUUAAAAAUGUGUUUUUUUAUCUUCAUCUUUGUGGUUAUUAAAAAUGUCACAAUAUUUUACGGAGUAUACAUGAGUACUUACUUUAAAGGUACAGUAAUUCUGUCUGAUAAUAUUGUAUACGAAAUGUUGUUUAAUUCAUCUUAUUGAUCCUGAAAUAAUCAAUUUCUCAUAAUUGGGACUGUGAUAAUUUAUCGGUAUGCUUUCAACAAUAAGUGUAGUAGGUAUUUAUUGAAAAAUAAAAUAUAAUUUCAAUAUUUCACCUUUCGCGCCUUUCCACCAGAAUAUGUGGACUACACAUAGACUGAAGUAAGUAUUCAUAAUAAUGUGGAUGAAGGUUUUAUGAAUGAUAUUUUUUACAAAUCAUUUACAAACAAUUAAGGGGAUAUAAGGUAAUUGCUUGUAUAUUAAUUUUGUCUUAUGUAUUCAAAUGUAUUUUAAUUUUUACUCAGGCACUUUGAUAUUAACUCCCAGAAAUUUAUGAAAGUAUUUUUGGAUGCACUAGAUGAAACAAAUUCUAAAAGUAUAUUUUAUUCUAAUGUGUUAUUGAGCAAACAUGUACAAGUUGGACCACUUUUGUUGGAACCGGGUCCAGAUGGUCUUGACGAUUUAGCGUUAUUGAAUGUAAGUAUUAAGGAGUACAUACUUGUUUAUUUGUUAUAGUAUUAAAUGAGCUAGGCCCAAUUGCAUGUAAUUUAAUAACAAUUGUUCGUUAACAAUGAUAUUUAUAAGAAAAAAUAGCAAAACAAUAAAAUACAAUUUACAAUCAAUAUAAUACUAAUUGCUAUUUAUCAAGUUUGAUAUAACAAAACAUUUGAGUUAAAGAGUUAAAGUUUAAUGAUAUGAACAAGUCUAUUUUAAUUUAUUCAAAGUUUUCAUAAUUCUAAUGGUGGAGGGGAGAGUAUAGCUUGCAUAAUUGGUUACUUCAGUAUAAUUCAGUAUUGAAUUAUCAAUUUAAUGAAUCAUUAAAAUCAGCACAAUUUCGAUGAAUAUAACUAAGGAUGUUGUUUGAUCUAUUAGAAAUGUUGUUAAUAUUACACUCAAUAUUAGGUUUAGGAAUAACAAAAUAUUUCAAGGUUUAUGGACCUAAUAGGGACCAUAGUUCAAUGUAGCAUUUCAUCAUACAAAUUUUAAUCAAAUGAUAAUAUUAUAUGAGCUUUGGAAAAAGCCAUUAUCUGGUAUUUAUUAAUAUUAGAAAUAAAUUUAUUGUUUGUACAGCAUUCAUAAAGAGUAUUUAAACCAUAUUGAAGUAAAUCAGCUUCUAAUUAGUUGUACAAUAUAUGGAAUUUAAUUAUAUCAUAUACACAUACACAUUUUAACUUUCACUGUCUUCGUUUGAAAAUGUUUUCGAAGUGACUUUCUCUAAAUAUUUCAUCUUAAAUCUACGAAUUAUUAUUAAAUAUGAUUACUAAUUAUACAUGUUUAGUAAAAUGUCACAUUGGGGAUAAAAUCGAAUUCGAGAAAUACAAAUAUAUUUUACUAAAUAUAAAUUAUGGAAUGUAAAUAAAUAUCACUAUAAACUUAAAAAAUAACUAAAAAAAUACUAAAAUUUUUUUGAAGAUUUGAUCAUCUUUAGAAGUAUCAAAAUUAAGUACUCUAUUGAAUGUAAAUGGUGUUCGCAAAAGGAGAACUCGUACUAGUUAAAUUAAAAACUAUGUAUAGCAUGUACCCCGGGCAUAUUGAAAUCAGAAAAUAUUUACAUAAAAAUCAUUCUCUACCCGUUGAUAAUUUUGAAAUACAUCUAUGAAUUAUAAUAUUUAAUAAUACAAGAUUUUACUAUGUUAUAGAUGGUUACCGUGCCCAAAGAUAAAGAGAUAUCCGUGGUAGCUCUUAAAUUACCAGAUAAUUAUAUUGUGGAGGAGGUUAAUUGUUUAGUUGUAACCCGUUGUUCGGUGAGCAAAAUAUGAUCUAGAAUAGAAUAAAAUGGCCAACACGUAAAUUUUUUUUUCGUGGAUGAAAAAAAACAAAUUGUUUCAAUCUGAUUUUAUUUCCGAUCAACAAUAAUUUUAAUAUGAACAUUGAUGUGUUUUUCAGGAUGGCGUCGUGCGUGGUUUGUCAUAUAAACUGACAGAACUGGAAUCUGAAAUUAACUUAGAGGUAAUAUUCUCAACCAUUCUCAUAUUCUCAUAUGAGGUUAUGUGUCCUCAACCAUUACCCGCUUAAUGAUUGUGAAUACAACUUACCUGGUAUCACCAAAGGACGAAGUCAGUCAAAAUAUUGAUCAAGGGUCUUCAAAUUUUUUAAUAAACUAUGGGGAAUAAGAUUUAACGUCAAAAUUGAUUAUAAAUUGAUUAGCUAAUAAUUUAAAUGCAUUAAUUAUAAUAAUAUGUAUUUUACAAUAACUACACCUAUAAUUCAAACCAAUAUUUGUUUUGAUUUGGACUAAAAUAAUGAUAAUGGUAUUAUUUAGUUUUUGAAACCGGGAUCUAUGAUUGUCUGUGAUAACCAGUUGUUGAGCAUCAAAACCAAUGAUACUUCGUUCUACCCUCUUAUCAGCGCUCUGAAAUGGAUAGAAAAAAUUAUACGAGGAGACAAUCGUACACAGGUCCGCAAUAUUUUCUGAUGAAGUGUAUUGUUAUAACUUCUCCGGAAGUCAUCGUUUAAAAGAAAGAUUUAUUUAUUUGGUAUUUUUAGUUUUUUGAAUAUGAUUUUUGUUUCAGGACUACUAAAAUUGACCGACUUUAAGUCAUACUCGCGCAAUAUUUCACAAUAAUCAUGCUCCAGAGUUUAAUACUAUAAUUAUUUUGAACAUGUUAAAUUCAAGUUCAAUUAUUCGUUUUGUUAUUAUUGAGUUAUAACUUGUAAUUAUUAUUGUUGGCAUAAGAUAAAAUCGUUUAAUUUUCCAUAUUGUAAUUUUGUUGUUUACGUAAUAUAAUAUGGU